Lachancea sp. 'fantastica' is the source of this 375-nucleotide messenger RNA. The record is from the annotation of a GenBank genome assembly. Lineage: Eukaryota; Fungi; Ascomycota; Saccharomycetes; Saccharomycetales; Saccharomycetaceae.
AUGGCCAAACUGCUGUCUUACAAGGAAAUCGCUGAACACAACUCGCAGGACGACCUGUGGAUGAUUAUCGAUGGCAAAGUGUACGAUUGCACCAAGUUCAUGGACGAGCAUCCAGGUGGUGAGGAAGUACUGCUAGAUCUCGGUGGCCAAGAUGCAACGGGUCCUUUCGCCGAUAUCGGUCACUCCGACGACGCUGUCAAAAUGCUGGCCGAUCUAUAUGUAGGAGACCUCGACACGGAAAGCGAGCCUGUUUUCAAGAAGGAGGCCGAACCAGCGUCUGCCACAACGGGCGGAGAGGGCAACGGCGUGUUUGUGAUUGCCAUCCUGGUUGUCGUGGCUGCCAUUGUCUACUUUUUCGUCAACAAAUCAUCCUGA